AUGACGAAAGCGGAAAACACAGGGGACGCCGGCGAAAGGGCGCCAAAUUCCAGAGUAUUUAAAGAAGAAGUUGGAGAUGAGAAGAUUAGACCACUUGAGAAAGGCUAUAUUCCCAUUGAACAAAGUCUGAAAACACUCAAUAGAAGAGAGCUUGCUAUUAAGUUAACAUCCUCUGCAAAUGUACUAGAUCGUAAGAAAAUCCACAGUGGAAAAGUUGUUGUUGUGACUGGAUCUACAUAUGGAAUUGGGCUAGCUAUAGCACGCCGCUUUGCAGAGGAUGGGGCACACGUGCUAUUAUCUAGUCGCCUUCAGAAGAAUGUGGACGUAGCUGUAAAGCAACUUCAAGAGGAGGGCCUGAGUGUUACUGGAAUAGUUUGCCAUGUGGGUAAUAGAGAAGACAGAAAAAGACUACUGACAAAGGCUCUGGAACAUCAAGGAAAAGUUGACAUCCUUAUCUGCAAUGCAGCCGUCAACCCUUUUGUUGGUCCACUUAUGGAAACCACGGAGGAGAUGUGGGAAAAGGUGUUCCACGUUAAUGUGAUUGCAACCUUCCUUAUGAUAAAGCUACUGGUACCUCACAUGCCAAAAGAAGGGUGA
Pelobates fuscus (common spadefoot toad) is the source of this 597-nucleotide messenger RNA. RefSeq names its product dehydrogenase/reductase SDR family member 4-like. The transcript has 6 exons. The record is from RefSeq and is a predicted model, not a curated record. Gene Ontology annotation, molecular function: carbonyl reductase (NADPH) activity. NCBI's taxonomy places the organism in Eukaryota, Metazoa, Chordata, Amphibia, Anura, Pelobatidae. The coding region runs from base 1 to 597 and encodes 198 amino acids.